Messenger RNA from Laccaria bicolor S238N-H82, 479 nucleotides. RefSeq lists its product as uncharacterized. The transcript is spliced from 4 exons. Gene Ontology annotation, molecular function: serine-type endopeptidase inhibitor activity. NCBI's taxonomy places the organism in Eukaryota, Fungi, Basidiomycota, Agaricomycetes, Agaricales, Hydnangiaceae. The record is from RefSeq and is a predicted model, not a curated record. The coding region runs from base 11 to 160 and encodes 49 amino acids.
ACCGUCAAAAAUGACGCUCCCUACAGGAAAAUACCUCAUCCGCAAUAAAGGCUUCGAUUCUUUCGUCCAGCGGGCAGCCCACGAAGAUCAUAGUCUCCUUCCCAAGCCGAUUGUUUCUAUCGCUUCAAGCUGGACAGAGGGCGUAUCCCUGGGUAAUUGAAGAGCAAUCUGGGCUUUACACCAUCAAAGCUGGCGGUGCUCCUGCGUUCUCGAAAAAUCGCCAGGUGUUUGCGUCGUUGUUUGAGGAGGUAGAUGAGGGCGUUAGAUGGUGUCUUACGAAUGCUCCGGAUGUCAGUGGAAAGGAUGUCUACAUCAUUGACAACCCGGUGACGAAGGAAGGUUGGGUUUUACCUGAGAAUGAAGCAGGAACUCAGGUCGCUUGCGGCUUGCUAAUCGUUGGUCCGAGUGAACCGCCGUUCUUCCCGCCGAAUCAGCUCUGGAUUAUCACUCCUGUAGAUUAAAUAUGCGACAAUUUGAAU